AUGGUCGUUACGAACGGGGAGAUCACCUGCCUUGGGGCCGAGUCUGCAUGUGUUUCCUCUUACGAAGGCGGCAGCAUUGUAUCAAUCAAACUAGACAACGGCUACAUCACACCCGGUCUGGUUGCGUUCGGCAACAACAUUGGCAUCUUGGACAUCUCCUCUGAGCCAUCCACAGGCGACGGGUCACCAGGUCGGAAGGGCAACGCGCUCAACGAACGGAAGGACCUUCACUUUGCUAAGUACGGAGUUCACUUCGGGGGAAGAGGUUUCGGCCGCGCUCGGCUCGGCGGUGUCACAAGAGCUGUCACUGCACCAAUCUUUGGCGGCGGGUUGCUUCAAGGUGUCAGUGUCGGGCUCCGGACUGCGGAGAACGCUACUGUUCUUGGAGGUGGUAUAUGGAAGAACGAAGUUGCUUUGCACGUUGCCAUCGGGCAGGAAGCUAAGGCUGAAGCCAAGAUACCCGUCAUCUUGACUGGCAAUCGCGGUGCCCCUGAUAAGUGGGAGAAGAAGAACUCCUUCGCCGGUCCUCCGUUGUCUCCGAGCCCCGCUCAGGUACUCAUCGACGCUGGGGUGCUCGUCGCGCUCGCAGUCAGAGGCGACUCCAAGGUCCAUGGGCUUGCUCAGGAGGCACAGUGGGCCGCUAAGUUCGCGGGCUUAAGUGAGAAAGAGGCGAUCAAGUUGGUGUCGACGAACUUCAACAAGAUCUUGGGACUAGAAGAGUACAGAAAGGGAGAUAGUCCUGCCGGAAACAAGUAUUCCGGGGAUUUUGUUGUGUGGGAGGGAAAUCCUCUUCGCGGCGAAGGAAGCGUGGUUUUGAGUGUUCAGGAUGAUGGAAAGAUUGGGGACUGCUGGCCGGAUUAUGAAGGUGCCGUUUUGUGA
This is a messenger RNA of Colletotrichum chrysophilum, 879 nucleotides long. RefSeq lists its product as uncharacterized. NCBI's taxonomy places the organism in Eukaryota, Fungi, Ascomycota, Sordariomycetes, Glomerellales, Glomerellaceae. The transcript has 2 exons. The record is from RefSeq and is a predicted model, not a curated record. Bases 1 to 879 code for a protein of 292 amino acids.